This is a messenger RNA of Aureobasidium melanogenum CBS 110374, 1536 nucleotides long. RefSeq names its product phosphatidylinositol glycan, class A. Gene Ontology annotation, molecular function: phosphatidylinositol N-acetylglucosaminyltransferase activity. Lineage: Eukaryota; Fungi; Ascomycota; Dothideomycetes; Dothideales; Saccotheciaceae. Gene Ontology annotation, cellular component: glycosylphosphatidylinositol-N-acetylglucosaminyltransferase (GPI-GnT) complex. Bases 1 to 1536 code for a protein of 511 amino acids. The transcript has a single exon. The record is from RefSeq and is a predicted model, not a curated record. Gene Ontology annotation, biological process: GPI anchor biosynthetic process.
AUGCCUUACAAUAUCGCCAUGGUCAGCGACUUCUUCUUUCCACAGCCUGGAGGAGUCGAAAGUCACAUCUACCAGUUGUCGCAGAAGCUCAUUGACCGUGGUCACAAGGUCAUCAUCAUCACCCACCAGUACGAGGGCCGCACUGGCAUCCGUUACUUGACCAAUGGUCUCAAGGUCUACCACGUGCCCUUCUUCGUCGUCUACCGUGAGACCACCUUUCCUACUGUCUUCUCCUUCUUCCCCAUCUUCCGCAACAUUGUCAUUCGUGAGAAGAUUCACAUCGUCCAUGGCCAUGCCAGCCUGAGCAGCUUGUGCCACGAGGCCAUCCUGCAUGCUCGCACCAUGGGUUUGCGCACUGUUUUCACUGAUCACAGUCUGUUUGGCUUCGCCGAUGCUGCCAGCAUUUUGACCAACAAGCUGCUCAAGUUUACUCUCAGCGAUGUCGACCAUGUCAUCUGCGUCAGUCACACGUGCAAGGAAAACACCGUCCUCCGCGCCUCACUUGAUCCACUCAUGGUAUCCGUCAUCCCAAACGCUGUUGUCGCUUCCAACUUCCGUCCUCUGCAUCCCCAGGAUGCCACCCAACCCUCGAUGCGCUCCGCUCUACCACCUCCGCCUCCUCAGUCCUCCCAGCCGCUUGGCCCCAAUGACACCAUUACCAUUGUCGUCAUCUCGCGUCUUUUCUACAAUAAAGGAACUGAUCUCUUGAUCGCUUCCAUCCCCCGUAUCCUCGCUUCUCAUCCAAACGUACGCUUCAUCAUCGCCGGCUCUGGUCCAAAAGCAAUCGAUCUAGAGCAAAUGCUCGACCGUCAUAUCCUUCACGAUCGAGUCACCCUUCUAGGUCCUGUGCGUCAUGAAGAAGUUCGCGAUGUCAUGGUUCGAGGUCACAUAUAUUUGCAUCCCAGCUUGACCGAGGCAUUUGGAACCGUCCUUGUAGAGGCCGCAAGCUGCAAUUUACUCAUUGUAUGCACGAGAGUCGGUGGAAUUCCCGAGGUCCUCCCCGGCCACAUGACUGUGUUUGCCAAACCUGAAGAAGAUGACCUUGUCCGUGCAACCAGCGAAGCUGUGGGUCUGCUGAUGGGACAAGAUCAGAAGCGUACGGUCGUUCGUAGGGAUCGCUUCCAUGAACAGGUCCGCAUGAUGUACAGCUGGGCCGACAUUGCCCGCCGCACUGAGCGUGUCUACGACCUGAUUACUGGAAACGAGGAACAGUUCUCUCAUGAGUUUUAUUCUGACCAACAAGAUGCUAAAUGGCGCAACUAUGGCAAGCAUGUUUCUCCUGCUUCCCAAUCUUUUGCCUUGAUUGAUCGUCUCAAAAGAUAUUACGGUUGUGGUAUAUGGGCUGGCAAGCUAUUUGUGCUCUGCGUCGUCGUCGAUUACUUACUGUUUGUGUUUCUGGAGCUGUGUUUCCCUCGCAGCAAUAUCGACAUCUGUAGAGAUUGGCCGAAGAAAGAGGCACUGGAUGCCAACGAAGGCAACGCCGAAAAGAACAUGACAAAGAGGACCCGAACUGUACGAAAUGUAUCUACUAUCUAG